This is a messenger RNA of Xylaria bambusicola, 1638 nucleotides long. Its product is annotated as MFS general substrate transporter. Gene Ontology annotation, molecular function: transmembrane transporter activity. The record is from RefSeq and is a predicted model, not a curated record. The transcript has a single exon. Gene Ontology annotation, biological process: transmembrane transport. The coding region runs from base 1 to 1638 and encodes 545 amino acids. NCBI's taxonomy places the organism in Eukaryota, Fungi, Ascomycota, Sordariomycetes, Xylariales, Xylariaceae.
AUGGAGCAAGACAUCAUUUACACCCCAGAAAGAUCGACAGAGAUGGCUAGUGAUCCCGAGAAGGCCAAUUCGACAGACAAUGCCAGCGAGAAAUCUAGUACAGAGCAGAGGAAGUUUCAUGGGAUUCGCUGGUUCUUUAUCUGCGCUUCCCUCUUCGUCACCACCUUCCUCUAUGGCCUCGAUACAACCAUCACGGCGGCUGUCCAAGGAGACGUAAUCAAGUCUUUUGGUAACAUUGAGCAAUUGGCCUGGAUAGGAGCCGGAUUCCCUCUUGGCUCCGUAGCAGUGAUAUUCCUGAUGGGAUAUCUGUACAACGCCUUCAACAUGAAAUGGAUGUUCGUCAUCACCGUGGCGUUAUUCGACAUUGGUUCGGCCCUAUGUGGCGCCGCCCCCAGCAUGGCGGCGUUAAUUGUUGGCCGUGUUAUUGCUGGAGCCGGGGGCACAGGCAUCUAUCUCGGCUCGUUGAACUAUAUGACGGCCUUGACGACCCCGCAAGAACGUGGGCUCUACACAACCUUGAUCGGGUUCUUCUGGGGAGUCGGUGCUAUAUUGGGACCUGUUGUGGGAGGCGCAUUUGCUAUUUCCUCGGCCACUUGGCGUUGGGCGUUCUAUUUGAACUUGGUUAUCGGAGCAGUUGCUACACCCGGCUAUAUAUUCAGUCUCCCACCUGUUCACCCCAUGCCUGGAGUUAGCAUCAAACAACGUCUUCUCGAUAUUGACAUUGUAGGGUUCAUACUUGGAAGUGGAAUGUGGGUGUCUUUCCUCUUGGCACUUACAAUGGCCGGUGGGCAAUGGCUGUGGAACGACGGCCGCACUAUCGCAACAUUUGUGGUUUUUGGUGUCGUACUGGUCUUGUACGGUCUGCAACAGUACUAUUCCUGGUUCACAACUCCCACCAAGCGCUCAUUUCCAGUUAAUAUUCUGGGAGAGCGUACCCAGGUACUAUUGUACAUCGGAACUUCGGCUUUCAUUACCGCACUCUUCGUGAGCAUCUUUUACAUUCCGCUGUACUUUCAAUUUGUCCAGAAUGACACUAGUCUGACCGCAGCUAUACGCCUAUUACCUUUCAUCGUCGUGACGGCGACCACGAGUGUAGUGUCGGGGCACUUCGUCGGCCGCAUCAGAGCUUAUGUGCUACUUUUCCUCGCGUCCUCCCUGUUUUUGAUAGUUGGUGGAAGCUUGUUGGUGGUUUACCUGACCCCUAAAGCUCAGACAAGCCUUAUCUACGGAUUGACGGUCCUUGUUGCCUUCGGUUGCGGGCUUUCAAUGCAAAAAAGCUAUUCUAUCGCUCCGCUGACUACAGACCCAGCGAACGUAGGUCCUGCGCUCAGCGUACAAAAUGUGGCAGAGAUUGGAGGCCAGGUCAUCGCGCUGGGCAUAUCUGGCCAGAUCUUCCACUCCGUUGCCAUCAGAAAGCUCUCGGCAGCGCUCGCGGGCCAGGGGUUCUCCAGAGAGGACAUCAUGACUGUGCUAGCUGGUGCGCAAAGCUCUCUCUUCGCUGAACUAGAUGAGAGAUCGCGCGUCGCCGCUGUCUCUGCGAUCACGAACGCGUUGCAGUUGACAUUCAUACUUGUACCUAUCGGCGGCGGCGUCAUGCUGAUCGCUUCGUUGUUUAUGAGAUGGGAGAAGCUCUAUUGA